This is a messenger RNA of Tigriopus californicus, 28831 nucleotides long. RefSeq names its product twitchin-like. The record is from RefSeq and is a predicted model, not a curated record. The coding region runs from base 236 to 28549 and encodes 9437 amino acids. Gene Ontology annotation, biological process: protein phosphorylation. Gene Ontology annotation, molecular function: protein binding; ATP binding; protein kinase activity. The transcript is spliced from 54 exons. Lineage: Eukaryota; Metazoa; Arthropoda; Copepoda; Harpacticoida; Harpacticidae.
AAGACGGUUUAAGAAAAUAACAAAGGGUUUGAGACAGUCCACGGAAAAGGAACAAGUCGAGGAACAGGAAGAGGGGGAUGAAGAAGGAGAGGCGACGGCAGAGGAAGAUUCCGAACCAGAGGAAGUCAACAAACAGGAAAAUGCGCUAACGUACGAAGACAAGCAAGAGAUCACACGCAAAGAAAAGGAAUAUCCUCAAGAAUUGCAAGAUGCCACGUCUGAGCUUGUACAGGUCAUGCAAAAAUCGCAAACAGCUCGCAAAAUCUCACUGGAAACAUUGGAGGCUCGUAAAACUAGUGUCAAAUCAUUAGAAGUAAUUCCUCAAUUUGUUGGAGUCAAGCUAAAAAAGUCCGAGAUCGUGAAGCGCACUUGGGACGAUGCAACCGUUGAAUCCGUUGACCUUCAACAUCACUUGUUUGAAGAGUAUCCAAUGAGAGAAGCUCUUGAACCAACAACCUUUAUCCGGCUCUCCACUCCAAUCGAGGAUAUUCCAGUGCCUACCCCUUCCGAUUUAAAGAUCAAGAAAAAGUUGAAGAAGCCGGUUGCCAAAGAUGACAAGAAGCCUUCAAAACCAUCCGUUUCCAAGGCCAGAAAAUUAAGCGUCCAAGAGAAAGCCCUUCAAGAUGUAGUUGCUCUGGAAGAGAUCAAACUAAAGCCUUUGUCUAUGUGCGAGAUUGUUAAGGCAAAGAGUGACAACAAAGAAGUUGAAUUCUUGAACUUGCAGCUCCGAAAGAGCUCAAUUACUCCAAGCACAUGGGAGGAGCUCAAAAUGGAAGAAGUAGACUUGCUUCAUCACGAAUUUGAGGCAACCCCUCAAACUGAAAUGACGGAGCAUCUUUCAAAAGUGGAAAUGUCGGAACAAAAAUCAAAGCCUAAGGAACGCUACCUCGGAAUGUCAUCAGAGGAAGAGUUCCAUACAGCUGAUGACGAAGAAACAAAGAGCGAAAACGUUCGGAAAGUUCGGAAAAUCGUCAAAAAACCUCGAAAAACAUCAAAUCUUCCCUUCAAGGAGAUAGAAGAACCAAAAUUGUCAUCCUCAGAUGAAGAUGAAGAUAGCUUUAAGGACGUGGACGAGCCGGAAAAAGAGCCAAACUCCAAGAGGAAACCCUCUAUUGAAUCGCCUCAAAAACAAGAUGUCAACCUGAAGAAGCGUAAGAUUAAGCCAAAACCGGCGUUAGAAGAACCUCAAGUUCCAUUCAAACUGAAGCAUCAUGAAUUUGAGCGAGCUCCUUUAAAUGAAGAGGAUGAGGAGCACUCUCAUGCACUUUUGACGGAAAGUUUGGAGCAAAAAUACACGAAAACCAAAAAGAGAAUAGUUCGGAAAGUUAAACCUAUGGAAGAUGAUGAAAUUCAAGAUGACCAAGAAACUGAAGCGCCAGUUGAGGAUACACAGGACACGACAUCAAGCGGAAUAACUCUCUCUGAGGAAAAGACCACCAAGAAAAAGCGAGUACGAAAAGCUAGACCAGAAGAACACAAAGACACUUUAGAUGAGACCAAUAAUGAACAAGGUCCAUUAGAAGAUCAAGUGGAACAAACUAAAGACAGAAAAGUUCGAACUCGACGAAUGAAAGUUGGUCCAGGUUCUGAACCUGAGCCCGGAGACGAAGAGCCUUUGGAGGAAAUGAGUAAGCCACAAGAGCAAAAACCUUCAUCUUUGGACGAGGUCAAAUUAAAAAAGACUCAGCCUCGUCAAAAGCCGACAGAACCAGAAAAGAAGAUUUCAAUUUCCUUGAAACACCACCAGUUUGAAGCCCUGCCUUUAGACGAAGAGGAUGAAAGGGAAACUAACGUGAAUGUAUCUGCUACUUGGCAAAAAGAUCAGAAGGAUAAGCGAACGAAAAUCGUCAAGAAGAUCCGAGAACUAAAACCAAAAGAAGCCGAUCCUCUUCCCCAAGAUGAUCUUGUCAAAUCUGAAGAAAAAGAAGAGAAUAACGAGGACGAGAUUCCAGAUGAUGAAGGAACUUCACCAGUGGCCGAGGAACCAACAGAACCAGACAAAGGCGACGCUGAAACCAACAUACGCAAAAAAGCUGUUCCACCUAAAGCAGAAAAUAUCGAAGAAGUUAAAUUAAAAAAGAGAAAACCCAUUCAAAAGCCCAAAGAAGAGCAGAAAACCAUUCCAAUACAUCUCAAGAGCCAUGUGUUUGAGUCCAAGCCUCUGGAUGAAGCAAAAGAGAAUGCAACGUCAGUGAUCUUGUCCCAAAGGUUGGACAAAGACAUCCGGAGCAAGAAAUUGCGUACCAUUACAAAGAAAACAAAGAAGACAAAGGAGAACUUGGAUUCAGAUGAACCCGAUCUUGAGGAUGAAGUGGUUCCAACAAUUUCAGCGGACGACGAACCUCCAGAGCUGGAUGGUGCAGAGAAGGAACCAAACCUUCCUGAAGAAACCAAGGGUGCUCCGGAAAAGGACAAGGAAACUCCAACCAUGGGUAAAAUUAAGCAAAGGCCGAAACAUGAAGAUUCUCAGGAACCGCUGACUCUUAAAAAGCACGAAAUUGAGGUCAAACCGGAAUUUGAAGAGGAGGAACUGGAUACCCAGGUAAAAAUGACUGACACUGAGGAUCGAUCUAGUCUCGAGCAAAAGAAGACGAAAAAGGCGUUGAAAGUGGGCAGAGAGCCACAAGAAGAGAAACCAAUUGAGAAGGAAGAAGAAACCUCUCCUGUUGAUACGCCAGAAAAGGAUAAGGAAAACGACGACACCAAACCUAUGAAACCGAAAAAGAGUGCACCAGAUAAGAAAAAACCUGACACUCCAUUGGAAGUGAAAUUGAAAAAACGAGUUCCCGUUCAAAAGCCAAAAGAGGAACCCAAAACUAUUCCGAUCAACUUGAAGAGUCACGUUUUCGAGGCAAAGCCGAACAACGAAGAGGAUGAGAAAUCAACGGACGUAAAAUUAAGCCAACGCCUGGACAAGGAAACCAAGGAAAAGGACCAAGUUGUCAAGAAGAAGGUGAUUAAGAAAAAGAAAUCCAAACCUGGAUCAGAAGAUCAUCCUCAAGAAGGUGACGAACCUUCAGAAACCGUUGAUGAUGCCCCAGAUCAAAGAGUACCUAUCCCCGAAAUUUUAAGUCAACCAGAUGAAGUUCCAAAAGACACUCAUGCAUCUGAGAUAUCUAAAGCCAAACCAGAAUCGACGACAAAUGAAGAAGAGACUCCAAAGAAGCGGACAUGGAAGGAAAAGUCUUUAUCGGACUCAACAUCAGAUAAGAUUACGCCAAAAGAUCAGGUCUUUGAAAAGGAACCAGAACCGGAACCAGAAAGAGAGGAGCAUGAAACUGAAGGGAUCAUAAAUGAAUCUCAAGAUUCAGAGAUCACGAGUAAGAAAAAGCCGAUAAAGAAAAUCAAGAGCGCGGCCAAAGGCGAAAAAGAGCGUGAAGAAGGUGUUCCCGAAUUGCCUCAAGAAACUGACCACAAGGCAGCGAAGAAAGACUCGCCCAAACCAGCCAUGCCUGAAACAUUGGGUGAGGUAAAACUGAAAAAGCGAGAGCCUGUGCAAAAGCCAAAGGCAGAACCUGUGGAAAUACCAAACAAUCUGAAGCAUCAUGUUUUUGAGCUUCCAAAUCAAGAUGAAAAGCCUGAACUGCAAACCCAAGUUGUUUUGAGUAUACCACUCGAGGAUGGCAAAUCUAAACAAGAUAAAGGAAUCAAAGUGACGAAGAAGAUCGUUCGAAAAAAGAAGCCAAAAGAAAAGGAUGCCGAUGGUUUAGACUCGGAUGCUGAGGAAGAUCAAUCUCAAGAAAAGGAAUCUCCAGUCAAAGAGCCUGAUCUUGAGGAGCCCACGUCAACUUCAAACAAACCAAUACCCAAAACCAAUGAACCUCAAGAAGAUGAGCAAAAGAAGAGGAAAGCUCCCCGUCUCCUCCCGAAAGACCAAGACAAAAAAGAAUCCAUUACCUUGAAAAAACAUCAAUUUGAAAAGAAGCCGCUACAAGAAGAGCUUGAAAAACCAACCAAUUUGAGUGUGUCAGAGGAGGAUCUAAUUGAUGCAUCUACUCGUCGAACGAAGAAGAUCGUCAAGAAAGUCAGGCGGAAAGGCGAAAAAGAGCUCUCUGAGGAGCCCGAAACUCAGGAGGAUGUGCCUUCGGAGGCGUCUGGUUCUCCAUCGACACUUGAUUCUCCAAUCUCUAAGGAGCCAAUUGUCGAUUCCAAGGAGAAACCAACGUCUCCCUCGGAUGUCAAGCUCAAGAAAAGAGUUCCUAAAGAAAAACCCAAAGAAGAAAUUCGACCAGAAAUGCCCAAAUUGAAACACCACGCUUUCGAAAAGCCUCUCGAGCUUGAAGAUCAAGAGAAGCCCACAGGCGUUAUUGCUUCGGAGCCUAUUGUACAAGACAAACGCAAGGGGCUCAAACAAGACGUUAUGGUUGUGAAGAAGGUGAUAAGAAAAAGGAAACCCAAGGAAAAGGAGUCGUCUGAAGAGGAGCAAGAAGAAGAAGAACCCAUUUCUUCUGAGGAGGUAUCUUCACCAACGGAGCCUAAAGCACCAUCACCUGACGCUAUCCAAGAGGAGCCUUCGAAGCCAUCAGUAGCACAAGAGGAGCCAAAACUAGACACAGAAUUGCCAUCGGAAACGACGCCGAAAGAUGAAAUACCCAAGAAGCCAAAGGUUAGUCAAGAGCCUCCGACAAAUUUGGACGAGGUGAAAUUGAAAAAGCGAACACCGGUUGAAAAGAAAGAAAUCGAGAGAGCAGAGAUUCCAGUUACAAUAUUGAAGCAUCACAUCUUUGAGCAAACCCCUUGUGAAGAAGCGACUGAGAAAACAAGUGGAGUUUUCGUCUCUGAACCUUUGGACAAGGGCGAUAAAACCAAAGCUACUAAGGUCACUAAGAAGGUCACUAAAAGAAAGAUUUCCAAGAUCAAAGAUGAACCUAAGGAGGAAGUUCCUAUACAUGAGGAGCCUUCAAUUGAGGACGCUAUUCCAACGAUCGAUGAACCCUUGACUGAAGACGAAGAAGAAGAACAACAACCAUCAGAACCUGCUCCGGAAGAAAUUGUCGAUGAAACUCCUAAUGAAAGAAGGUCAUCUCCAGUUCUGGAGGUCUUCCCAAUUCGUCCUGAGGUAGUUGACGUGACUGUAGAGCCCGAGGAGCUCCCCAAAGGAAUCACCAAAAAGCCUGUGAAGCAAUUGAAGAACCUUGAAAAGCCCAUUGAAUCGAGCGAGACCAAGUUGAAGAAGGCGAAACACAAGGAGAAACCGCCCAUCGAGAAGGUCGAAAUUCCAAUGAAACUCACGCAUCAUAUCUUUGAAGAGCUACCACACAAGGAAAUGCCCGAAAAAACGUCCGACGUUUCUUUGGGAGAACCGAUCGAAAAGGAGGAUAAGGACAAGAAGGUGAAGGUGACCAAAAAAGUCACCAAAAAGAAGAAUCCCAAGGAGAACGAAGCCAAAAGUCCAUCGCCUAAAGAAAGUUCACCCAAGCCCGAUGCAACAGAAGAAGCUCCUGCAGUAAUUGAGGAGGAAACAAAGCGAGAAGUUGUCGAGGUGCAAGAAGUGACUCCUGAGGUUGAGAACUUGCACAGAGAGCUUGGAAAGAAGCCGAUUAAAUUGCCUCCCAAAGAGCAACCGAUUGAGCUCCAUGAGAUCAAAUUGAAGAAAACUACUCCUCGCGAAAAACCUAAGGAGGAAAGGUUGGAACUACCGGAAACGAAACUGCGCAGCCACAAAUUCGAAUCUCCUCCACUUCACGAAGCGAAAGAAAAAUCAACCAAUGUGACGCUGAGUAAACCAAUCGAGGAUGGAACUAAAACCCGAAAGGUCUCAGUGACCAAGAAAAAAGUCCGCAAGGUUAAGCCGAUCGAGGAAACCACGCCUAUAGAGGGUCUUGUCAGCCCAGUAGAAUCUGAUACCACUGAUCGUCUCCCAGUGGAUGAGCCGAAACAAGAGUUUGCUCUCAAAUCUAGCCACGAUCGGCAAGAUUAUGUUGAGUUGCCUUCGUUUGUGAACUUCCCCUCUGAUCAAGGACUCGCUCCAAUAGAGGAGAAGGUUAAUGCCAUCCCCGCAAAGGCCGUUGUUCCAGAACUAAGGCCGGAUGUGUCUGAAACCCCUGAAAGUCUCGCAUUACCAUCGGUAUCAAUGCCAAAGAAACAAGCCUUACCCAAAGAAGAGCAUCAAGAUGUGCCUGUGGAUGAUUUAGAAUCUCUACCUGACACCCAAAAACCACUUGAGACAGUGCCGAAGGUGUCAGAAGAGCCGACCAGCGUUGCCAAAGCCAAGACUAAGAUAACCAUUAGCAAGAGAGCACCUGAGCGUGAACCGGUGGUUGAAGAACCACCGACCCCGACACCAGAGGAUGACAAACCUCUCGACAUUAAAGAAGUGGACGACAUUCCAGAAGACCUUUCUGAGUCUCGUAGCAUUCCUAUCGCCAUUGUCGAUGUACCCAAGGAUGAAUCCCCGGGCCCAGAGACACCUAUUGAGGGCUCGAGGGAACCAUCGGAGACCGAGAGUGAGGCCGAAGAUUCAGUGGACGUCAUGAAAAAGGCGUUGAAAAAACUGGAGGAACUAAAUCUAGGUUCAAGCGAGGAAUCCGACGGAGCUGAAGAUUUGGAAGGAGGGCGCAUCAUCAAUCAGAAGAAGCUGCUCAGGAAGAAGAAGCAGAUGGAGGUCGAGAAAGAACAGAGCGCUUUGACACUGAAACCCGGGAAGAGGAUCCAAAAAGGCUCGGUCACCAAAGAGUCCUUCACAUUGAAGCCAUCUGAACACACAAUGCAAGAUGCUGAAUUGGUCCAUCAAGACGAGCCGGAGAUUACGUCAGGCUCAACAACUACCAUCAGGAGAAAGGUGACCAAAGGUCAAAAGGUUGAGGAAGAGAAGAAAGUCAAUCCUUUCGGAUUAAAACCAAUCAAACAUCGAUCUUCAGUGAAGGAGGAUUCACAAUCGUUCAAACUGAAGCCUAUUAGUAAGGAUACUGUAGAUUCGGAUGGAGGUAAUACUCCCACAAGACUUAGCAGGAGAGGGAGCAGAAACACCGUCGAAGCCGAUCAAGGUGUCUCCAUGAAGCUGAGACCUACUAGGAAGAGCACCAAAGAAGAGAAAUCUGAGUUUGGAAUCACUCUUAAACCCACGUCCAGAAAAACCCAGGAAAGUGAUGACAACUCAAGAAUCUCUCUGAAACCCGUUCCCCAGAAGGAACCAUCUGAGCCCCAGGAGAUAGAGCCAGUAGAUCAAUCCGGGCCGGAGACAUUCACCACAAAAAUUACUCGACGGAAGGUCGGUAGGAAUCAACCUUAUGACACGGGGGAGGAGGAUGAUAGUGAAGUAUCAUUGGCUCUAAAGCCCAAAGAGGACCAACAACCUACAGACACAACAACACUUUCAAGCUUCAAAUUGAAAAAGAAGAAGGUUCCUCAAUCAAAACCAGAGGAGGAGAACGAGUUCCUUAGCGUUAAAUUGGACAAAAGGGUCAAACCCAAAGAGAAGAAGCCCUUGGCAGAGGAAGACGCCGAAUCCAACUUGCGACUAGUCAAGAAGUCGAAAGGCCAACCCGAUGAUGGCACUUCUCCUCAAGAGCCACAAGAUGAGUCCAAUGACGAAGGUUGGGGGGAGCCGGGAACAAAGGCAAUGGAAGGCGAUGGCUCCAGAAAGCCGAGUAGAAAAUCCUCAGAGCCUAAGCAGAAGCCAUCCUCCAAACCACCCUCGCCUGAGCCCGAUAACUCCAACGAACAAGAGCGACCAGCUCAAGAUAAAAAGAAAUCGACUAAGAAAGUGGUCAAAAAGAAGAAAAAAAUGACUCCGGGCCCAGAACCAGAACCCGAGGAGCCUGAGACCGAAGAGGAAGAAGAGCCUUCCAUUCCUCGGAUAGAGGUUUCGCCCGAGGAUAAGACGGGCAAACAACGCAAACCUGCACCAGAGCCCAAGGCCAAAGAACCGGCUGAGUCGGGCAAGAAGUUGAGCGUGAUGGACAAGCCUCCGGAGAGAAGAAUGUCCAUUCCAAGUCCGUCAGCUUCUCGUCGACCCAGUCUAAUAAUUCCUGAGGAGGGCAAACUCAGACCGGGAGAAAUUGAGUUUUUAGACAAGCCUUCUCCCGACCAACCUCAAAAGUUGUUGCUCUUGAGCUCUAAACAAAGACCCGGUGAAGUGGGCGAGGAGCGGGAGCGAAAGACCAGCCGAGCUGGUCGACCCGAAGAGGAUUCGGAAUGGGAGAAAUGGAUGCACCGCGAAUCUAUUCCUUUGGUGGCCAAGGGUGAACCUGGACCACCCAGAAUUGUCGAGAUUCAAGAGAAAUAUUGCGCCGUUGAAGAUCAAACGGCAUGUUGCUACAUGUUCAUUGAAGGUAAUCCGGCACCCACCUUCAAGUUCACCAAGGGCUCCAUCAAUAUUGUGGAAGGUGGUCGGUUCCGAUUGAUCAGCGAUGGUGACAACAACAACAUGAUCAUGCUGGCCAUUAGCAAGGUCAAAGCCUCAGACGAAGCAAAGUACAAGCUUACCAUCGAGAAUUGCCACGGCAAAGAUGAAGCCGAGUUCAUGCUCUUUGUGUCUGAUGAUAGUGGAAUGGACUUCCGGGCUAUGUUGAAAAAAAAGAAGUACGCCAAGUGGGGCAAUGACGACGAGGAGCCUGAUUGGGGAAACUUGAAGCACUUGGAGGAUGAAGGCGACGGUGGCAUCAAACCCAAAGAGAGGAGAGGAGAGGAUUGGCUUGAACCUCUCAAGGAUCAAUCGGCCAAGGAGAGGAUCGACAAGUUCGUCACUUUCACUUGUCGCUUCAGUCGAUCUGAGCCCAAAGCAAGAUGGAGCUUCAAGCGAGAUGAAAUUUUUCAAGGAACCAAGUACAAGAUGACGGCUGAAGAGGACAAUUGCCUUCACAAGUUGGUCAUCAGCAAUCCUGUUAUGAAUGACAUGGGCAAAUACGCUUGCGAGAUUAACGGAGUCAUCACUUCCGCAUACUUGGACGUAGAAGAUACAUCUUGCCGAUUCACCCGACAAUUGAAGACUCGUCGCGAAGAAGAAGGCAGCUCAUUUGAAUUGGAGUGUUCCAUUGACAAAGAGGAGGAAUCCGUGACAUGGUACUACAAUGACAUGGAGAUUACCCCUCGAAACAAUCCGAACUUUGACCACUUCGACUUCGAAGAAGAUGGAAAGAAGCGGAUCCUACGGAUCAAGUAUUGUCCAAUGACCGCAGCGGGCAAGUACAAAUGCACCACCCGUGAUGACGAGACUCGCUGUGAGCUCAUCGUAUACCUCAAAAACAAAUGGCUCAAGAAGUUGGAGAACAAAUCCGUUUGGGUCAAAGAGUCCGUUUGCUUCGAGUGCCAACUGGCUGAUGUCAAUGCCAAAGUCACUUGGUACUUCAAGAACGACCGUCUGCUGGACAUGCCCAACGACAAAUAUGAGAUCAAGGUCUUAGGCGAGGGUGUCCAUCAACUCAUAAUCAACGAUUGCCAAAUCGAGGAUAUGAACAGGGUUGAGGCCCAUUGCGUGGAUCUCAAGACCACGGCCAGUUUGGAGGUCAAAAAGAAGGAAGAGAAACCCAAGGUGGAUGUUGAAGAUCAGGAUGCCGACGGAGGGAAAGUCCGCGGCAAAUACAAAAUGAAACCUAGGAUCGUGCGCGAUAACAUUCAGAUGAUUGCCACGAUCAAGGUGGGCAGAUCCUACACCUGGGACAUUGAGGUCAUUGGUGAACCAAUUACAACCAAGACUUGGAGUCGAGAAGACACUGACAUCUCUCAGAACGAGAAGAUCACCACCGAGAACCAAGAUUAUUCCACAAAGUUCUCCAUAACAAAGGCUUCCCGGAAGGACACGGCCUUAUAUAAAAUAUACGUGGAAAACGAGAAUGGUAGUGAUGAAGAGUUCUUGGAACUUGUGGUUCUGGGGCCGCCUUCAAGACCCAUGGGACCCCUUUAUUGCACUGACAUCACUGCCAACUCUUGCAAACUUCAAUGGCUACCCCCAGAUGAUGAUGGUGGUAAACCAGUUCUUGAGUAUGAGAUCGAAAAGCUCGACCCCCGAACCAAGAAGUGGAUCAAGAUUGGUAAAGUGUCUGGAGACAAGCGUCCCUUGACCUUUGACGUGAAAGGUCUCGAGGAGGGCAUGGAAUACGAAUUCCGAGUCACUGCUAUCACUGAGGAGGGCGAAUCUGAUCCACUGUACACUGACUGUGCUAUCAAGGCCAAAAAUCCUUUCGAUAAACCAUCUAAACCUGGCAAACCCGAGAUCGUGGAUUACGACGAGAAGAGUGUGGACCUAAUUUGGACCCCACCAGCUUCUGAUGGAGGGGCAAAGAUCACACAUUAUAUCAUCCAAAAGAAAUUGUUCCCAAGCGAUGAUAAUUGGGCCAAUUGCGGCACUUUUGAUACUCCCACGGGCGAUGAAGAGCUAAAGACGACCAUCUCUGACUUAAAGUAUAAGAAAAAGUACCAAUUCAGAGUGAUUGCUGUGAACAAAGGUGGAGAGUCUCCGCCUUCCGACCCAUCGGAACCCCACUUGGUCAAGCAUAGGAAGCUUGCACCAAUUAUUGAUCGAACCAAUUUGGUCACCACAACCGUUCGGGUCGGCAAGCAAAUUUUCUUAGACGUUGAUGUUCAGGGCGAACCCGCUCCAGAUAUUCAAUGGUUUUUGGACAAGAAAGAGAUCAUGAAUAACGAUCACUACCGCAUCGAAGAUACGGAGAAUAAUACCAAAUUCACCAUCAAGAAUGGUCGUCGAAAGCAUACAGCUAAAUACAAAAUCGUUGCCACUAACAAACACGGCGAAGAUCAUGCCUAUGUGGAUCUUGUGUUCCUUGGCCCCCCAUCCAAACCAAUGGGUCCCUUGGAAGUCCACGAUCUCACCAAGAACAGUUGUCGGCUGAAAUGGAAGGCUCCUGAAGAUGAUGGUGGCAAGCCCAUAACGGGUUAUGUCAUCGAAAAGAUGGAUAAGGAUAAUGGCCGAUGGGUGCCAGCAGGGCGCACUGAUGCCGAUACCUUGGAGUGUCCGAUUAAGGGACUCCAGGAAGGACAUGAGUAUAUGUUUAGGGUCAAAGCAGUUAAUGAUGAGGGUGAAUCAGAGCCAUUGGAAACAGAGGCCGCCAUCAAGGCUAAGGAUCCAUUCGAUCGACCAAGCCCACCCAAGAACGUUCGCAUCAUGGAUUGGGAUUCCGAUCGAAUGGAUGUGGAAUGGGAUCUACCCGACUCCGAUGGAGGUGCCAAAAUUACUCACUACGUCGUGGAAAUGAAAAUCGGCAAACCGGGAGAGAGCUGGACUGAAGUUGGAAAAUCGGAUGGUCCCAAACGAUUCUUUUCGAAGAAGGAUUUGAUCAAAGGAGAAAAAUACCAGUUCCGUGUCCGAGCGGUCAACAAAGCCGGACCUUCUGAGCCGAGCGAAGCUACACCUGCUAAAGUAGCCAAGCCAAGGAAACUGGGUCCUUUGAUCAAUCGAGACGAUGUUUACAAAGAAAAGAUCUGGUGCCGAGUGGGCAAGAAACUCCGUCUUCAAAAUGUCAGAGUUGAUGGAGAACCUCCUGCGAAGGUCAGCUGGUACUUCAAAGAUGUGGACCAAGCCACUUUGCCCGACGUUCAAAUUGAUAAUCCUGACUACGAAACUUCGAUCGUGAUCAGUAAUGCCAGGCGAAAUCAAUCCGGAAAAUACGUCAUCAGGGCUAUCAACGAACAUGGCGAAGAUGAAUGUGAAGUGGAAUUUACCGUUCUUGGCCCUCCAGGGCCACCUGAAGGGCCAAUGGAAAUCUCAGAUGUUCACAAGGAAGGCUGCAAGAUCAGAUGGUUGCCUCCUUUGGACGAUGGCGGCUCUCCCAUCACCGAUUAUGUGGUUGAAAAAUAUGACUUGGAAACUGGCAAGUGGACUCCUUGUGGAAUUACGGAUGGCCCAGUUUGCGAGUUGGAUGCCAAAGGUCUCCAAACUGGAAAGAAAUAUCGAUUCAGAGUUCGAGCUCGAAACGAAGAGGGAGAUUCAGAGCCUUUAGAGGGACCAGAGGAUGCUACGCUCAUCAAGGAUCCCUUCGAUCCUCCAGGUCCACCUGGGCUACCCGAGAUCACUGAUUGGACUUCUACUACUGUCAAACUGAAGUGGAAGCCUCCUUUGAGAGACAAUGGAGCCCCAGUGGAGAGUUAUACCAUUGAGUAUAAAGAACCAGGAUCUGAUGAAUGGAUUGUGGGUCCCAAGGUGAAGGCCAAAAAGUUCCCUGAUGGCGAAGUGACUGGCCUUACUCCUGGCAAAAAGUACGAGUUCCGCGUUCGAGCCGAAAACAAGGCAGGACUUGGAGAGCCCAGCGAAUCGACCAACCCCCAUCUCAUGAAAGAGCGAUUUGCUCCACCCAAGAUUGACCGCACAAAUCUCGACACGAAAACGGUUAAGGUCAAUCAACAGGUCGUUAUCGAUGUGGAUGUAUCAGGAGAGCCUGCCCCUGAAACCACCUGGUUCUUCAAUGGCGAAGAAAUCAUCAAUUCCGAGACAAUCAAAACGGCACAUAGCCCCCAUCACACCAAACUCUUGCUCAUCCCUGCUAAACGCGCCAUGCUGGGCAAAUAUACUAUCAAAGCCAAGAAUAGUUCGGGUGAGGAUGAAGCAGAAGUCGAAAUUAUUAUUCGUGGCAAACCUGGACCACCCGAGGGACCAUUGGAAAUCUCAGACAUCACUAAGAACAAGUGCCAUCUUAAGUGGAAACCCCCUCUGGAUGACGGCGGUAGCCCCAUUGAAUACUACGAAAUUGAAAAGUAUGAUGUAGCUACAGAUCAAUGGUUGCCAGCAGGAACAUCCCCCACAUGUGAGGCAGAUGUGAAGGGUCUUACCGAGGGCAAGAAAUACAAGUUCAGAGUAAGGGCUGUCAAUAAGGAUGGUGAGUCACCCGACCUUGAAGGAGAUGAGACAAUUGAAGCUAAAAAUCCAUUCGAGCCACCCGGCAAACCAGACAAACCUAUUCCCAUGGAUUGGGGUCCAGAUUUCUGUGAGCUCAAAUGGAGGCCUCCCAAGGAUGACGGAGGCUCACCUAUUACUGGCUAUAUCAUUGAAAUGCGUGACAAAGAUAAGCGUCAAUGGAAGGAGGUUCUAAAGACCAAUGACAAGACCUUGAACGGUCGCAUUGAGGUACCUCAUAUUGAAGAGAGCCAUGAGUACGAAUUCAGGGUCAUUGCCGUCAACAAGGCUGGUCCAUCUGAACCAAGUGACCCUUCAGAGACCAUCAAAGCAGAAAACCGAUUCCAAAAACCAAGGAUUGAUCGAUCUACCUUGCAAAAGAAGGUCAUGUAUAUUGAUCAACUACUCCGCGUUGACGCUGAUUAUACCGGAGCCCCUGAACCUACAAUCACUUGGUACAACCCGAACGGAGACAUUAUGACAACAGAAGACCGAUUCACUGUUGAAAGUGAAGAUUACCACACUCAUAUGUACGUUCGUAAGGUAAAGCGAAGUGACACUGGCACUUACAAGAUCCGAGCCAAGAACGACCAAGGAGAAGAUGUAGCCGAGGUCGAGAUAUUGGUUGUCACCGUACCCUCUGCUCCAAUUGGACCCUUAGAGGUGGAUGGAGUUACUUGUGACUCUUGUCAUCUAACUUGGAAACCUCCCAAGGACGAUGGAGGAGACCCAGUGAAGUACUACACCGUUGAGAAAAUGGACCCAGAUCGUGGAAUUUGGGUGCCAUGUGGGGAGACCUUGGGCAAAACUACGGAGAUGGACGUCGACGGCUUAAAUGAAGGCACCCGAUAUUACUUCCGCGUACGAGCUGUCAACAACCAGGGCGAGAGUGAACCAUUGGAGACUGAUGAAACAACACUCAUUAAAAAUCCAUUUGAUCCUCCUGGACCUCCAGAAAAUGUCAAAUUGGUGGACUGGGAUAAGAGAUGGGUGAAGCUCAAGUGGGAGAAGCCAAAGGACGAUGGAGGGGCCCGAAUCACUCAUUACAUCAUUGAGAAGUUGGAAGCUGAAUUCAGCUCCAGGUGGUUGAAGGCUUGCACCACAGAAACAGAUGAUUGCAACUACAAGGUCACAGACCUAACGGAGAAUUCCAAGUAUAAGUUCCGUGUGAAGGCCGUGAACAAAGCUGGCCCUGGCCCUCCAUCUGAACCUUCUGAAGAGGUAACUUGCAAGACAAGGAAUGCUCCUCCCAUCAUUGACAGGACCAAUCUUGGCUUUUUGCGGGUCCGAAUUGGCGAGGUCAUCAAAUUCGAUGUUAAAGUUAGUGGAGAACCGCCCGCAGACAAGGUCUGGGAACUGAAUAAGACCGUUCUGAAGGAUUCAACAGCACUGAACAUCACAAAUGAGGAUUACAAGACUCGAUUUCACAUUACCACCGCUAAGCGAAGCGACUCAGGAACAUACUCUAUCAAGGCUUCCAAUAAAAAUGGAAGUGAUGAAGCCGAAAAGGACAUCUUGGUUGUUGGCCCACCAGAGAAACCGCAAGGUCCAAUGAAGUUUGAUGAGAUCUUUGCUGACCGAUGUCGAGUUGAAUGGAAGGUUCCUCGUGAUGACGGUGGAAGCCCUAUCACCCACUACAUCUUGGAAAAGAUGGAUCUGGCCACUAGUACUUGGCUGCCUUGUGGGAAGGCUUUGGAACUUCAGUGUAAUGUCAUUGGCCUUGAAGAAAAUCACGAAUAUCAAUUCCGUGUGAAGGCUGUCAAUGCUGAAGGCGAAUCUGAAUAUCUAGAAGGCUUAGACACAGUCAUUGCCAAGAAUCCAUUCUCGCCACCAGGUCCUCCAGGUAAACCAAUUCCUAAAGAUUACGACUUUGAUCGCUUCGACCUGAAAUGGGAUGAACCUAAGCAUGACGGUGGAUCAAAGAUUACUGGCUACAUCAUCGAGAUGAGAUCCGCUAAUGAUGAUAUUUGGACCAAGGCAACUGAAGUCAAGGACAAAUUGGAGUUUGGCACCGUGAAAAACCUUGAGGUUGGAGAAACGUAUGUGUUCCGAGUCCGAGCUAUCAAUGCCGCUGGACCAGGUAAACCUGGUCCUGAGAGUGACAACUUGAAGUGCAAGUACAAGAAAUUGAAGCCCAAGAUCAACCGACGAAGCCUCCGUGAAAUAACUGUGAAGGUUGGCGAAGUCAUUGAAUUUGACGUGGAUGUUCAAGGUGAGCCAGAUCCAGAUAUUACUUGGACCAAGGACGGAAGAUCACUCAGUGACUCGGCUACCAGACGAAUCACCAACAAACCCUACAAGACUCACUUCUAUGUGGAUGAGGCAGUUAGGAAAGACGAAGGAACAUACCUCAUCACAGCUGUCAAUAUUCAUGGCAAAGACAUGGCAGAGGUCAGAGUGUAUGUCCUGGACAGGCCUGGGCCGCCACAAGACUUUGAAGUCAGUGGUAUCUACAAGAACGGUUGCCAGCUGAAUUGGAAUCCUCCAAAGGACGACGGUGGCUCGCCAAUUGAAAGCUAUACUGUGGAAAAGCUGGACAUUGAUACAAACAUUUGGUCUCCAGUUGGUUCUACUCACAAUUGCCACAUCGACGUAACAACUUUGGAACAAGGCAAAGAAUACAAAUUCCGAGUGAGGGCAGUCAAUGCCAAUGGAGAAUCGGAUAAUGUUGAAACCAGGCCCAUUGUAGCCAAAGAUCCCUUUGGCGUGCCCUUGCCCCCUAGUGCACCAGAAAUUGUUGAUUGGAGUGAGAACCAUAUGGAUCUUGAAUGGAGAGAACCCAUUGACGAUGGCGGUAGUCCAAUCACUGGCUACAUCAUUGAAAAGAGAUCGAGAAACAACAUGGAAUGGACCAAAUGUGGACAGAUUGAGGGCAAUCGCUGCAAAGGAACCACCAAAAAUCUGACUGAAGGAGAAGAAUACCAAUUCCGUAUCAUAGCUUUGAAUAAGGCGGGUCCCAGCGAUCCUGGACAGCCCUCACAGUGGAAGGAAGCCAAGGCAAGAAAUCUUCCACCUCGAAUUGACCGCAAACAUCUUCGAGAUAUCACUGUGUCAGAAGGCGAGAUGUUGAAGUUUGAUGCCAACAUCAUUGGCGAACCUGCUCCUGAAGUCACAUGGAAAAAGGAAGAAAAAGAGAUCGAAUCAGCUCGAGACAGAUCUCUUAUGAUUACCAAUGUCCCUUAUAACACCAAGCUUAUUAUCAAGAGCUGUAAGCGAAGUGAUGCUGGGCAAUUCACCGUUUUGGCUAAGAAUGAGCAUGGCAAGGACCAAGUCAUUGUCAAUUUGACAGUAAUUGGACCACCAGGGCCACCUCAAGGACCUUUGAAGAGUGAGGAUGUGACAUCAGAUGGAUGCACUCUCAAGUGGAGAAGGCCCAAGGACGAUGGCGGCUCGCCCAUUGAGUACUACCAAGUGGAAAAACUUGAUCCUGAUACAGGCUUGUGGAUGCCGUGUGGGAGAGCUGUCGACACCAAUCUAGCCGUCAAGGGUCUAAUUCCCAAGAAAAAGUACAAGUUCCGAGUCUCGGCGGUCAAUGCUGAAGGAGAGUCGGAACCUCUCACUGGUGAUGAAGAAAUUGAACCCAAAGUGCCAUUUGGCGAACCUGGUGCACCCUGCAAUCUCAAAUUAGUGGAUUAUGACGCUGACUCCGCUGAUCUGAAAUGGGAGCCUCCAACCGAUACUGGUGGAGCAGAAAUCACGGGCUACCUUGUGGAGAAGAAAGAUGAGUUCGGAAAAUGGGUUCGAGCUCAUGAGGUUCCUGGAUCUCAAACCAAAUGCACUGUUCCCAAUCUAAUCACUGGCGAGACUUACAAGUUCAGGGUCAAAGCCAUCACAGCUGGAGGCAUUAGCGCCCCAUCCAACGAGGUUGGUCCUGUUCUGAUCAAGGCCAGAAAUCUUCCACCAAGAAUUGAUCGCACCAAUUUGAUUGAGGUGAGAUGCAAGGCCGGGGAUUCGUUCAACUUUGAUGUCAACAUCAGUGGAGAACCUCCUCCAGAUAAGAAAUGGUUGUCCAAUGACAAGGAGAUCACAUCAUCUGAUCGAAUCAAGAUUGUCUUCAAGGACUACAAUACCAAGAUCUACAUCAGAAAUGCAACCAGAAAAGAGAACGGCACCCUCACAAUCCACGCAGAAAACGUGAAUGGGCGUGACACAGCGGAUGUCAAAAUCACUGUGAUCGAUGUACCUGGAGCACCAAUGGGUCCAUUGAAUGUCAAAGAAAUGACCGCCGAUGAUUGUAUUCUAGAAUGGAAACCACCUCGAGACAAUGGUGGCAUGCCAGUCACGCAUUACAUCGUUGAGAAAUGUGACGAAACCAUGGGAGGCCGAUGGUUGCCGGCAGGUGAGACUGAUGGACCAGAAACCAACUACAAAGUAGAUGGUCUCACUCAAGGACACAAGUACAAGUUCCGUGUUCGAGCAGUCAACAAAGAGGGCAAAUCAGAGCCUUUGGAAACAUCUGGAUCCUAUGAAGCCAAAAAUCCAUUCGAAAAGCCGACCAAACCAGGACGUCCGGAUAUCGCAGACUUUGACUCUGGUUGGGCAGAUCUUAAAUGGGAAAAGCCUGAAUUUGAUGGCGGCAGCAAGAUCACGGGCUAUAUUAUUGACAAAUGGGAUGAUUUGAAUAACAAGUGGGAGCCUUGUGCCCGAACUGAAGGUGAUGAACCCAGAGGCCGAGUGAAAGGCUUGGUUGAUGGCGUCAAAUAUAAAUUCAGGGUCAGGGCUGUAAACAAGGCUGGAGAAUCUGAUGCCAGUGAGCCAUCAGGUCUUCACUUGUCUCGACCAAAGAAUGUGGCACCUAAGAUUGACAGGCACGCAAUGAUGGACAUCAUUAUCAUGGCUGGAGAACCACUGAACAUCAAGGUCCCUGUUGAGGGAGAGCCAUCCCCCACCAUGACAUGGACCAAGAACGGCGAGACCAUUGACGAUGGAAUCAGAGUCAAUUUGCGCAAGGAGAGCAAUCGAACUACAAUUCGCAUUUCUGAAUCUAAACGCUCUGAUGCCGGGGUUUACGAGCUAACAGCAAAGAAUCUCAAUGGUACAGAUCGGUGCACCGUUACAGUCAAGGUGCUUGAUGUUCCGGCACCCCCAGAAGGCCCAGUUCAGACAAGUAAUGUGACUAAGGAGUCCAUGACCGUGAGCUGGAAACCCCCCAAGGAUGAUGGUGGUAGCGAGAUAAAACACUACAUUGUUGAGAAACAAGACCAAGAAACUAUGCGAUGGGUCAAAUGCGGCGAGACUAAACAGCUUAAACUCAAUGUCAAUGGCUUGAUUGAGGGUCAUGACUACAAGUUUAGAAUAAGAGCCGUGAACAACCAAGGCGAGAGUGGCCCUCUGAUUGGACCUGCAGAACCAGUCACUGCCAAAGAUCCCUUCACCAUUCCAAGUCGGCCAGGCAAGCCUUGGGCUGAUGAUUGGGAUGUGGACCAUGUGGAUCUGAAAUGGGAACCACCAAAGAGUGACGGGGGAAGCAAGAUUAAGAAGUGGAUUAUCGAGAAGAAGACCAAAUUUGGAAUUUGGGAAAAGGCUGCUGAAGCUCCUGGACCCAACCCACGUGGUACUGUCUCUGGGUUAAUAGAGGGAACAGAAUAUAUGUUCAGAAUAAUUGCUGUGAAUAAAGCAGGAGAGAGUGAGCCCAGUGAGCCCUCAGACACCAUCACAGCAGAAGCUCGAUAUGUUAAGCCUUGGAUUGAUAUGUCCGCCAUGCAAGAUCUUGUCGUCUGUGCGGGACAAACAAUCAAAUUUGAUGUACCCAUCCGAGGAGCACCAAAUCCCACAAUCAAAUGGGGAAUCAAUAACAAAACCGUCACAACUAGCGAACACAUUGAUAUAUUUUCCACCCGUACAACAACCACUCUGGAGAUUGCUUUCUCCAAGAGAUCUGAUGGCGGUCAGUAUAGUUUGGAAGUAUCUAACGAGUUGGGAGCUGCCAAAGCUCGGGCAAAUGUCAAGGUUGUAGAUCGUCCUGCUCCCCCUGAGGCUCCUCUAAGGCUCUCAGAUGUCACAUCUAGCUCCUGUCAUCUGGCAUGGGGCGCAUCUCCUGAUGACGGUGGAUCUCCUAUUACUCACUACCUGAUUGAGAAAAUGGACUUAAGCCGCGGCUCAUGGGUUGAGGCUGGCAUCACCACCGACCUUAAAACUACCAUUUAUGGCUUAAUCAACAACAAGGAAUAUCUCAUGAGAGUGAAAGCUGUUAACGCUGUUGGAGAGUCUGACCCAACUCCAUUGGACAAGUCCUUCCGGGCAAAGAGUGACAGCGAUGUGCCUGAUCCUCCAGGCAAACCUGAAGCCUAUGAUUGGGACAUCAAUCACGUGGAUCUUGAUUGGGCCCGGCCUAUCAGCGACGGUGGAGCCCGAAUUGAAGGUUACAUCAUUCAACGGAAGCAGAAAGGCUCUUCUCAAUGGAUGGAUUGCUCGACCAUAAAUGGAGAUAUCAACAAAGGAAGAGCAUCACACCUAAUUGAAAACGAAUACUACCAAUUUAGAAUUGUUGCUUUCAAUGCCAAUGGCCAAUCCUUGCCUGGAGAGCCCAGUGGAUACAUUCAAGCUCGAGCCAGGAACCUACCGCCAAAGAUUCUUACUCCUCUGAAAAAGGUGAAUGUCAAGGCUGGUAACAACUACACUUUGGACGUGGAGUAUAUUGGUUCUCCAGAUCCCACUGUAAGUUGGUUCAUUGAGGGUAAGCCUCUUGUCACAAAUGACAGAAUUACCAUGUCCGCCAUUGCUCCCAUCACCACCUAUCACAUGGUAAAUUGCAAACGCACGGAUGCUGGCGAAAUCACCAUAAAGUUGGUUAACGAUUCCGGCUCAGACAAGGGUAGCUUCCUCUUCAACGUUUUAGAUGUGCCUGGACCUCCUGAAGGUCCAUUGGGCUAUGACAGCAUUACUGGUUCAUCUGUUCAAUUAACUUGGCGACCUCCUAAGGAUAAUGGUGGCAGUGAAUUAACCAGCUACAUCAUUGAAAAGAAAGACAUGCAUCAUGGAGGAGGUUGGGUACCAGCAGUCAAUUAUGUGGAUCCCCAUUGCUUGGUUGCUACGGUCCCUCGAUUGAUGGAAGGAACCGAAUAUCAAUUCAGAGUCUUUGCUGUGAAUGCCCAAGGACGAGGCUUGCCUCUUGUGGGCGAUCCAGUAACACCACGGGCUGAUGAAGAUGUUCCUGGCAAACCUGGACGUCCGACUGCUCUUGAUGCUGACUACACUUUCAUUAAGGUCACGUGGAGACCACCUGUCAGCAAUGGAGGUUCUGUUAUCACUGGAUAUGACGUGGAAAGACGCGAUCUUCUUGGAGGAGGCUGGAUUCGAGUCACAACCCGACCAAUUGGACGAACUGAAUACCAUGACACUGACGUGGAAGCUAAUCGCCAAUAUGAGUAUAAGGUCAGGGCGCACAACAAAGUGGGACCUGGGCCCCAUUCAGAUCCAUCCAUUCCCAUCACGGCUAAGCCCAUGAAAGCACCACCCAAGCUUAAUCUAGACGUUCUUAACCGAAGAGUCCGCGUUCGAGCUGGUGAGAGAAUUCAUGUUGAAAUUCCAUUUGAGGGUGCUCCAAUUCCUAAAGUGGAAUGGACCAAGGAAGGCAAGAGAGUUGUUACCAACCGGUUCAACUCGGACGUCUUCAGUGACUUGAUUCUCUUUGAGAUUGACAAUUCCAAUAGGCUUGACAGCGGCAAAUACAAGGUGAAAGCCGAAAAUGAAUUUGGAAGUGACUCCGGCUAUCUUCACGUCACUGUCGUGGACAGACCUGACCCUCCUGUUGGGCCUGUAGUCUACACCAAUAUUGAUAGAGAUACCAUCAAAUUGCAAUGGAAUGUACCGGAAGAUGACGGUGGUUGUGACAUCACAGGCUAUACCAUAGAAAAAACUGAGUAUGGCUCCAAUGAUUGGAUUUCUUGCCCUGGAUACGCUACUGAUUGCGCCUACACCGCAAGAGGGCUUGUUGAGGGUCGAAAAUAUCGCUUCCGAAUUAGGGCUGAAAACGCCAUUGGAGUGUCUGAUGCCUUGGAAGGCAAGCACAUUGAGGCUAGGUCACCCUAUGACCCUCCUGGUCCACCUGGACAACCGCAGGUUACCGCCUACACUCCCAGCACCGCCAGUAUCAAAUGGACGCCUCCGACCGAGACUGGGGGUCGCGAAAUUAUUGGAUAUUACAUCGAGAAACGAGAGAUUGGUUCUGAAUGGACAAGAGUCAACAACUAUCCGUGCCCAACUCUCCACUACACUGUCCCAGGCCUUAGAGAUGGAGGAAGAUAUGAAUUCAGGGUGAUUGCAGUGAAUGAGGCUGGACCUGGUCUACCAUCUAAACCAUCCGACCCAAUUACAGCUGGAAAGCAGAAGUUCAGGCCAGAUCCUCCAGAGGGCCUCCUUCCAGAUCGUGUCACCAAGUCAGAAGUGUUCCUCUCCUGGCGACCUCCCCGUAACGAUGGAGGCAGCAAGAUCAUUGGCUAUAUUAUUGAGCAACGCCACAGGAGUGAACAGGAAUUCAGGGAACUGAACACAAUUCCUCAUCCUCACCUUUCAUACACAUGCACUCGGCUCACUGAACAUGAAGAUUAUUGCUUCAGAGUAUCGGCAGUUAAUGAAGUUGGUCGAAGUGAGCCUUGCAAGGCCACCGAUUUUGUAACAAUAGGAGAACAAGCUAAUCGGCCAAAGAUUGAUCUCAGCUGCGUCAAGGAUAUUCGAGUCCGUGCAGGCGAUGACUUCUCUGUCAAUAUCAACUACAUUGGCUUCCCCAAACCAACCGCUGAAUUCAAGAAGGACGAUAUUUUGUUGUCCAACGAUUCUCGUGUUCAUAUUCAAGUUACAGAAGAGUUUGUUUCCAUCAUUGUCACCUCAUCUGUCCGCGAAGAUGCCGGUCAAUAUCGAUUGCGAUUGACCAAUGAUGCUGGAUAUGAUACUGCUACAUUUAGGGUUACCGUGCUUGAUCGGCCUGACAGACCAAGAAACAUCUAUGGUUCUGACUUUGCUGGUGAAGCUCUCACUCUUAACUGGAGUGCUCCCUUGGAGGAUGGUGGAAGCCCCAUCACAAACUAUGUCAUUGAAAAGAGUGAACGGGGUUCGGGCUUGUGGCAAAAGGUCAGCAGCUACUGUACCAACACUCAUGUUCGAGUUAGAAAUCUGAAAGUGAACACGGAUUAUGACUUCCGUGUCUAUGCUGAGAACCACUACGGCCUCUCAGAGGCUGGACAGAAUGAGGACAUUAUCAAGGCCAAACAUCCAUUCGAUCCUCCAGGACCCCCAAGCAAGCCUGUGGAACUCUCAACAACAACUGAUUCUAUCACCAUUCAAUGGAACCCACCUAGGAAUGAUGGUGGAUCUGCAGUGACUGGUUAUGUAGUUGAGAAACGGAAACCGGCUCAGAAUUGGUCUCAUGCUUGCCAUUCAACCAUCACUGACUUAACAUUACGUGUGUCUGGUUUGGAGGAAAAUGAGGAAUACGAAUUCCGAGUAGCGGCCAUUAACAUUGUUGGUCAAGGCAACUGGAGUACACAAUCUGAUCCUAUUCGGUGUGGAGCCGGUAAAUGCGCCCCUAAGAUCACAAGUGACAUCACGUUAAGGGACAUUGUAGUUAUUGCCGGCAACGACUUAAGUGUCACAGUGCCAUUCAUGGCAACACCUCAACCAACAGCCAAGUGGAGCAUUGAUGGUCUGCCAGUGGUAGGAGAUGAGCGCAUUUCCACUCAGAUCAACCAACAUGAGGCUUACUUUUACAACAAGAAAGCUAAACGAUCCGACACUGGAAUGUAUAACAUUCAACUCACCAACAGCGAGGGAUCUGAUCAAGCUGCGUGCAAGGUUUUGGUUGUGGACAGGCCAUCUCGACCUAACAAGCCUGUUGAAGCUUACGACAUCACUCCAGAGACCUGUACCCUCUCAUGGCGGCCACCAACUGACGAUGGAGGAUCCCCUAUCACCAACUACGUGGUGGAGAAAUAUGACGUGGCCGGUGGUUACUGGAACAAGAUCUCCAGCUUUGUUAGAGGAACCACAUAUGAGGUAAUUGGUUUGGAGCCUAAUAAGAAGUACAACUUCAGAGUAAGGGCCGAGAAUCAAUAUGGCCUAUCAGAUGGCACUGAAAUGGACGAGCCCAUUACGGCCAAGUUCCCCUUCAGAGUGCCAGAUUCACCGGGUAAACCCAAGGUGAGCCAAGAAUCUACGACUGCUCUUAAUUUGGUUUGGGACAGGCCCAGCUCUGAUGGAGGCAGUAAAAUCCAAGGCUACAAGAUCGAGUAUAGAGAAGUCACUGAAGAGCACUGGGUUAUUUGCACUACUUCUUUGGUUCGCAGCCAAACCUACACCAUGAACAAUCUGGUCACUGGAUGUGAAUACGAGUUCAGAGUAAAAGCCACAAAUGCCGCUGGCGACAGUCGACCAUCCAUGCCGAGCACUCAAUUCCAUCUCAAGGGCAAAGGAACCCCACCAGGACCUCCUGGAUCUCCAAUUGUCACUCGGGUAGGCAAAUCAUACGUGGACCUCAAGUGGAGUCCUCCUGCCUACGACGGUGGGGCAAGAAUCCUUGGCUAUAUCAUAGAGAAGAAACAAGUUGGUUCAUCUGUUUGGGACAGAGUAAACGAUUACAACCUUCCAGACGUUGAAUACACUGUCAGCGAUCUCACAGAAGGCCGUGAAUACCAGUUCAGAAUUCGUGCUGUGAACUCAACCGGACAGAGCGAUCCUUGUCCAGCAACCAACCCAAUCAGAGUUGGAGAUAUGGAUGAUGGUGAAUCUCCUGAUUUCAUUCGGUUCCUUCACAAUACUGGUGCUGGAUUGGGUAAGAGUGUCACUCUUGAAUGUGAAGCAUCUGGAAGACCAGCACCCAAAGCCAAAUGGAUGAAGAAUGGCAGAGAGAUCACCGAACACCCUGGAAGAGUCAUGAUGGAGGAAAAGAAUGGCGUCUUCAUUCUGACCAUCACUGAACUUUGGGAGAUUGAUGAGGGAGAGUAUACUUGUCAGGCUUACAACAACCACGGCUAUUCCAAUACCAAUUGUCGACUGAAGGUUGGCGCUCCACCUAAAAUUGAGUACCUUCCGUCUGAAUUGCAUUAUCCGGAGGGAGACAACUCAAAGAUUAAGGUGAAAUGGUCUGGUGAUCUGCCAUUCCAUGUUGAAGUAUAUAGAAACGGAAAGCUCAUCAAUGAGUCAAGCCAAUUCAAGAUGAGCAUCUUUGACGAGUUCCUUAUCAUAUUCAUGAGAGAAAUCUCUCUAGAUUUUGCCGGUCAAUACACGAUCAAGGUAUCCAACGAAAGUGGCAGCGCAGAGGGCUCUUUCAACAUAUAUGUGUCUGGUCUACCCGGGGCACCAAUUGGACCCUUGGAGGUGUCCGAGAUUUCCAGUCAUACAUGCAAUCUAUCAUGGAAUGUGCCGGCCCACGAUGGCGGAUCCAAGAUCACCAAUUAUAUCGUGGAAAGAAGGGAUUUCCAAAGCCAGCAAUGGAUCACGAUUUCAAGCUUCUGCAAAACAACUUCCUUCAGUGUUCAAGGACUUACCGAAAACCAAGAAUACUACUUCCGCGUGUUGGCGGCCAACGCCAAUGGACAUGGCCCUCCAUUGGUUGGCAUCAAUCCUGUUAAAGCUAAACCCCCUUAUGAUGUUCCUGGAGCCCCUGGAACUCCAAAUGUACUUUCAGUGGGAGGAGACUUCGUCAACCUUUCAUGGGAGAGGCCCGAGAGUGAUGGUGGUUCCAAAAUCAAGGGUUAUUGGAUUGAAAAGCGAGAAGCUGGUUAUAACUUGUGGCAGAGAGUCAACACUUACAUUCAAUCAACAACUCAAAUCAACAUCACCAAUUUGAUUGAAGGUCGCCAAUAUGAGUUCCGUGUCAUGGCUGAAAACGAUGCAGGAUUGAGUCAGCCAUCAACCAACUCCUCAUCAGUGGUAGUUAAAGACCCCGAGGAUCCUCAACCCCCAGAAAUUAUCCAACCCUUGAAGACCCUUCAUUGUGUGGAAAACAAGAGCGCCAGAUUCGCCACCAGAAUUACGGGCUAUCCUAAACCCAAGGUCACUUGGUUGAAAGGAGCUCGUGAGCUCUUUGACAGCGCCAAGCAUGAAAUCAUUGUCACUGGCAAUCUAUACGAGCUUGUGGUUAAGGGGGUAUAUGGAGAGGAAGAGGACACCUAUACCGCUAGGGCCGUGAAUAAUGGAGGAACAAAAUCAACAAAGGCUGACCUUAAGAUCAAGACCGCUCCAAAGCUCAGUGUGCCGCCUCGAUUCAGGGGAUCGGCUUUCUUCGACAAGGGCGAGAAUGGAGUUAUCAAGAUUCCAUUCACUGGCAACCCCAAACCUACUAUCACUUGGACCAAAGACGGCGAAAGAAUCGAAUCAGGAGCCAGGUAUCAGGUCAAAACGGAAGAACGACAUGCUAUUCUCACCAUUAUGGACGUGUCGAAAGCAGACAGUGGCUCGUAUACGAUCACAGCUGAAAAUGAACUUGGUCAAGACUUUGCAAUCAUUCCUGUCCAAGUGAGUGAUCGGCCAGACCCUCCUCGAUUCCCUAUUUGCGGACAAAUUGGCGCUGAUUCAUUGGUUGUGGAGUGGCAGCCUCCUGCAUGGGAUGGUGGGUCAGCCAUCACUAACUACAUCGUAGAAAAACAAGAGCUUCCAAUGACAGCCUGGACAAGAUGUGGUCACACUCGUUUCAACCUCUUCCCAGUGACGGAUCUAACUCCUGGACACGAAUAUCGAUUCCGAAUCCUGGCUCAAAAUGUCCAUGGUCAAAGCAAUCCUGCAUGGGAUGAGUCUGGAAUUGUGACGACAUUGGGUGCCAUCCUGAAGAAACAGCCUAAGACUAAAUACGAGAUUGACCCAGCCACUGGCAAAAAGAUCCGCGGUCAAAAGUGCGAGGUCAAGGACUAUGAUCAAUUUGUGUUCGAUAUCUACUCCAAAUAUAUUCCUCAACCCGUGGAUAUCAAGACCAGAGACUCGGUUUAUGAUCAUUACGAUAUCCUUGAAGAGAUCGGAACUGGAGCUUUUGGUGUGGUUCAUCGUUGCCGUGAGAUUCGCAGUGGCCACGUCUACGCUGCCAAAUUCAUCCCAAUCUCGCAUGCUAUGGAGAAGGCCUUGAUUCGGAAGGAAAUUGAUAUCAUGAACCAUCUGCAUCAUUGCAAAUUGAUCAAUCUGCAUGACGCUUACGAAGACGAAGAUGAGAUGGUCCUCAUCUUUGAGUUUGUGUCCGGAGAGAGUUUAAUGUCCCGCAUCUCUUCUAGUUUGUCGGGCGGUGAACUCUUCGAACAGAUCACCUCCGAAGGGUACGUCAUGUCUGAGGCCGAAGUUAUUAAUUAUAUGCGGCAAAUUUGUGAGGGUGUGAAACACAUGCAUGAGAGGAACAUCAUUCAUUUGGAUAUCAAGCCCGAAAACGUCAUGUGUCAAACGUCAAAGAGUACCAACAUCAAGAUCAUUGACUUUGGCUUGGCCACCAAAUUAGACCCCAACGAACUCGUAAAGAUCUCGACGGGCACCGCAGAGUUUGCAGCACCGGAAAUUGUGGAGCGAGAACCCGUCGGUUUUUACACAGACAUGUGGUCCAUUGGAGUGCUCUCCUAUGUCCUCUUGUCGGGAUUGUCUCCAUUUGCCGGGGCUACGGAUAUUGAGACCCUCAAGAAUGUGAAGAACUGCGACUGGGUGUUUGAUGACGAGGCCUUCAAGAACGUGAGUGAAGAGGGUCGGGAUUUCAUCCGAAAACUUUUGGUUCGCCAGAAGGAGCAACGGAUGUCUGCCCAUGAAUGUCUCCAGCACGCUUGGCUCACCGGCGAUCACUCCCACAAGACCUUGGAAAUCGCUCGCCAGAGAUUCUUUGCCAUUCGAGACAAGAUUCGGCAAAAAUACGCCAAUUGGAACGACUUCAAACUCCCCAUGGGUAGGCUGUCUGAAUACAGCUCGCUUCGAAAAUUGCAAAUGGAAAAAUACCGAAUCCAAGAGGUUCUUGUGGACCGCAAAUGUGCCGCUCCUCGUUUCGUGAUCAAGCCCAUCUCUACGUUUGCCAUCGAAGGUCAUAGCGCACGAUUUACAUGCCGCAUCAUUUCCAUGUCCAAUUGCACUGUGUCGUGGUAUCACAACAAUGCUGAGCUUCGACAGAGUGUCAAGUACAUGAAGCGCUACAGUGGGGAUGAUUAUACCUUCAUUAUCAACCGGACCAAGCUCUCUGACCGUGGCGAGUUCAUCAUUCGCGCUGAAAACCACUUUGGCGUGACCGAGGAGAUCGUGUUCCUCAAUGUGCAAGCCGCUCCCAAAGACAUUUCCCGGUACACUCCUGAACCAUUGCCUGUGAGGAAGCGUGAGCCAAGAAAGAUCAAGCUCUACAAAGAGGAGAGGAACACAGCUCCAAUGUUCACAUUCCACCUCCGACCACGUGUCAUCCAGGAAGGUCAGACCUGCAAACUACUGGCUUGCCUCACUGGAACACCUCAUCCAUCGAUCCAAUGGAUGAAAGGUGGUAAGGAACUCGAUCCAUCCAAGUACCCAAUUACCCAUACCGAUGGUGUCAUCACUAUCGAAAUCAUCAAUGCUCAACCAGGCGACUCCGGAAAAUACAAGUGCAUUGCCACCAACGAAAAGGGCUCGGACGCCUCAGAUUGUGUGGUUAUCGUGGAAGGUACCAAUAUGAGUGACGAGCAGAGAAACAUGUCGGAUCACAUCUUAUACUCAGAUAAACGUUUCGUGGACCAUUCGCAACGAGUGGUCAACCCUUCAUUGCCGACGGUAUCUCCCAAAGCAGUUGAGGAUGCACUGAACAACGACAAAAAGAAAAAGAACAAAGCCUACCGACGAAAUGAUUCAACAGCCAGCGGGGGUUCCAGAUCUCGGAGUGCCACCAAAGAGUUGGCUCUGCCCCCAGAUGAUUCGUUGAUGUGUCCCCCCAGUUUUAUUAAGGGACUCAAUCCUGAGGUUUCUGGCAAUGACGGCGAGCGUUUCGAACUCCAGGUUCAGGUCAAAGGAGAUCCCGAUCCUCAAGUCACCUGGUCCAAGGACGGCAAGCCAUUGAUCUCCAGCAGCAUUUUGGAGGUCAAAACCAAAAACGGUGUGUCGACCGUCACAAUCAAUGAGCUCUUCCCAGAGGAUAUCGGACGCUAUACUUGUAAAGCUACCAACUCUAAAGGCAGUGUCGAGACUUCUAGUAAGAUCUCAGUCAACGCUGUAGCCAAGAGAGCCAUGAAUGGAAAGACUAACGGUCACGCCUCUUCAGCCGCUGCAUCUCCAGCUCCCUCAGUACAUACUCAUGUUGGCUCAUCCGUAGUCAAAGACGGGGAACCAGUGGUCUUAGAAUGCACGAUCGCAGGAGAUUCUCGAUUCGACGUGGUCUGGCUCCACAACGAGAAAGAGAUCAAGCCGAGCAAGGACUUCCAGUACAAGACCGUGGGCAACAAGCACCGUCUCGAGAUUCAAGAAAUCUUCCCCGAGGACGCUGGAACGUACACCUGCGAGGCUUUUAACGACGUAGGCGAAUGUUAUUCCUCAUGUACCUUGGAAGUGGAAGUGCCUGGCGAAGAUAUCCCUGGACCCCGCUUCAAAACCUACCCCCGAUCUGCCACUGUGGCCAAGAAUGGCAGUGCCACCUUCACACUCGAAACCGUAUCAGCCCCCAAGACCAUUGCGUGGAUGAAGGACGGCAAGGAGAUCAAAGAGAUUCCUCUGAAGAUCAAAAUAUCCAACGCCAAAACGAAAAUGACCCUGGAUGUGAUGGACUGCAGUACGGCCGACGCAGGCCAAUAUGCGGUCAUUGUGACGAACGAUAAGGGCGAGAGCAAAGCAGCCUUCUCCCUGAAUGUAAACGUGUGAACAUUUAAUCAUUACUCAAUGAUUAACAACAAAAGUGCGAGAAAGAGAGAGACUAAUGGGAAGGAUGAGUGAAAUGUAGGAGUGAAUGAAAAGAAUCAACAACUAUAUAGAUUUUUUUUUAUAUUAGACUAGUCAAAUGACCACCAAUAUGCCUUACAAAAGGACGCACUCGCCAACACACAUAAAAUGCCACCACUUGAACAACAAUUCUCAACAAGUCAACCUAACAAGAAACCUCUCCAAGGUCAAAACAAACGAACAAGCAAUCUACUGUGACAAAAA